AUGUGCACCCCGUCCAAAUCUCGCAGUCCAAACCCUAGAAUUCUUCCCCGCCGCCGCCGGACACUUAUUCCCACCGACGGACGUGUCCGCCGCCCUCACCGCCGCCACGUGUCAGCUCCUGAUUCGCCGAGCCGCCGCGCCCACUUCCCCGCGCCGUCGCGGGCCGGCCCGCCGGGGCCCAGGCGGGGCCCUCCCGGCCCGUCCGCCGCCGCCCGCGCCGCCUCCCCGGCCCGCGCGUCCGCCCGACGCUGCCCGCUCGGGGCGCGCCUCCGCCCGCCGUCCGGCGACCUCGCCGCCCCGGUCACCAGACCUCGCCGCUCCGCCGACCGCCCUCGAGUGCCUCCGCUCCGCUCCGUGCGCCUCCCGGCCGCUGCCGCCCCGUCGUCCGCCGGUGCCGCCCCAGAUCCGGCGCCCCGACCCGCCGCCGACCUUCCCCGUCCAGCUCCGGCCGCCGCGCCGCUCGUCUCCGGAGAGAUGCGCCUCGCCUCGGAAUCCGUGCCGGGUCAACUCUAG
Aegilops tauschii subsp. strangulata is the source of this 513-nucleotide messenger RNA. Lineage: Eukaryota; Viridiplantae; Streptophyta; Magnoliopsida; Poales; Poaceae. The record is from RefSeq and is a predicted model, not a curated record.